This is a messenger RNA of Symbiodinium sp. CCMP2592, 327 nucleotides long. NCBI's taxonomy places the organism in Eukaryota, Dinophyceae, Suessiales, Symbiodiniaceae. The record is from the annotation of a GenBank genome assembly.
AUGACGGUCUUCGCCCAGCGCCUUGUGGAAGCGAAGGGUGGGCACGUGGAAGGCAUAGCAGCCUGGCACAGCAGCGGCCGCCCGCUGGCAACCUUCGACCUGUUGGAAGACGAACUGGAGAGGGCAGCUUGGGCUGGAAUCCCUCCGAAAUCUGCGCAGUCCCAGGAGUUCACGACUUUGAGCCAAUGGUACCGUGCCAACUCUCCCCCGCGUGUGCCUGAUGACACCCUGUCUGGAUGGUACUUCGACGGACAGCCGCGUCCAGACUCGAGUCAGCCCGGCACCACGGAGCAGUACCACAUCGGCUCCUUUUUAGGCCCCCGCUAA